Molecule: messenger RNA, 3491 nt
Organism: Exophiala xenobiotica
Lineage: Eukaryota; Fungi; Ascomycota; Eurotiomycetes; Chaetothyriales; Herpotrichiellaceae
Product: chitin synthase 3
Exons: 3
Coding region: 437-3163 (908 amino acids)
Cellular component (GO): cell septum; cell periphery
Molecular function (GO): chitin synthase activity
Source: RefSeq, a predicted model, not a curated record
CUCGGCGGUCUGCUUCAGGGGAGAGACUGGGAGAAUUCUUGUACAAAGGCCUGACCUGCACUGCGAGCACAACCAGUGGCAAGAAUUCAAAGAAAGUGAAACACUUCUGUCCCUCUUUUUCCUUGUCUGAACGCUCUCGUCUUCAGAUCUGCGUGCAUUCCCUUUCUCAGCUUUGAUAUAGCAUAUUCUUUGUUCUUUGGAAUCCUUCACUUCACCCCUCCGCAUUCGUCUUAUCACUGUAUACCCAAUUCUUCACCUGGCCUACAUCUCAAGAGCAAUCACCUCGUCAUAUCAGCCCUGGCGGCUGUCAUCCUAGGACGUCCUCGCUUCCUUCAGGCCUACUGGAUACAGUGACUUUGAUAAAAGACAACCUCGUCACUGCGUUCGAUCUUCCCUCGGUGGUAAGACUGUGUAGCAGCAGUUACACUCGGCAAACAUGGCCCAGUACCCUGGUCACCAACUCAACGAUCUUCCUCAUGGAAACGCCUAUAGACCACCACCUAGUCGACACUCAGACGACGAAGCAGAGCAUUCGUUACUGCAUCAGCCCUCCGCAUACCAAGUUCCGUACGACGACCCUCACUCCCGGCCAUUAACACCAGGACAAGAGUCGGUGUAUACUCUGAACGAGUCGUAUGUGGGAGGAGACCCUGCAAAAGCCCCAGUCACAGGAACAAACUACAACCAACAACCAUAUGGCCAGCAGGGCGGUUAUGGCUACAGUUCGCAAACUGGCUUCCCUGCUCCUGGACCUCCACACCCGAGCGAUCCAACCAGCACUACCGAUGCGUGGACAGAGCGGCAGGCGCCUGGCUAUGGUACGAUCAAGCGAUAUGCUACAAGAAAAGUCAAGCUGGUUCAAGGAAGUGUUCUGAGCAUCGAUUACCCUGUGCCGAGUGCAAUCCAAAACGCUAUCCAAUCCAAAUACCGCAGUGACCUCGAAGGUGGUAACGAGGAGUUCACGCAUAUGCGAUACACAGCAGCCACCUGUGAUCCCGACGAUUUCACGUUGAAGAAUGGCUACAAUCUGCGGCCAGCUAUGUACAACCGACAUACCGAGUUGCUGAUUGCCAUCACCUACUACAACGAGGACAAAGUCCUGACUGCUCGGACUCUCCACGGUGUUAUGCAGAAUAUUCGUGACAUUGUCAACCUCAAAAAGUCCGAGUUCUGGAAUAAAGGAGGUCCAGCAUGGCAGAAGAUCGUGGUCUGUUUGGUCUUCGACGGCAUUGACCCUUGCGACAAGAACACAUUGGACGUCUUAGCGACCAUUGGUAUCUAUCAAGAUGGCGUCAUGAAGAAAGAUGUCGAUGGCCAGGAGACUGUCGUUCAUAUCUUCGAAUACACUACCCAGCUUUCAGUCACACCCAGCCAGCAACUCAUUCGACCCAACGACAACGAUGCAACCUCGCUUCCUCCUGUCCAGAUGAUAUUCUGCUUGAAGCAAAAGAACAGCAAGAAGAUCAACUCUCACAGAUGGCUCUUCAAUGGAUUCGGCCGCAUAUUGAAUCCUGAAGUGUGUAUCCUGCUUGAUGCAGGUACAAAGCCCGGUCCAAAGUCUCUGGUGGCCCUGUGGGAGGCCUUCUACAAUGACAAAGACCUCGGUGGUGCUUGUGGUGAAAUCCAUGCCAUGUUGGGUCGCGGAGGUGUCUUUGGCAGGAAACUGUUGAAUCCCAUUGUGGCCGCUCAAAAUUUCGAGUACAAGAUCAGCAACAUUCUCGACAAACCCUUGGAGAGCUCUUUCGGAUAUGUCAGUGUCUUGCCUGGUGCCUUCUCUGCAUACCGUUUCCGGGCGAUUAUGGGUCGCCCUCUUGAACAAUAUUUCCAUGGUGAUCAUACCUUGUCCAAGCGCCUGGGCAAGAAAGGCAUCGAAGGCAUGAACAUUUUCAAAAAGAACAUGUUCUUGGCCGAAGACCGUAUCUUGUGUUUUGAGUUGGUCGCAAAGGCCGGGUCCAAAUGGCACCUGUCUUACGUCAAAGCAUCCCGAGCUGAGACGGAUGUACCUGAAGGCGCUCCAGAAUUCAUCGGUCAGCGUCGACGUUGGCUUAACGGUUCAUUUGCCGCCUCCAUCUACUCCCUCAUGCAUUUCUCACGCAUGUACAAAUCCGGUCACAACAUCAUUCGAAUGUUCUUCUUUCACGUCCAGAUGCUUUACAACAUUGUCUCGGUCACGCUUUCUUGGUUUUCUCUCUCGGCCUUCUGGCUCACGACCAAGAUUCUUAUGGAUCUCGUCGGCCAGCCUAGCAGCCAGAAUGAUAAUACGGCCUUCCCUUUCGGCGACACCGCGACUCCUAUUAUCAACACAAUACUGCAGUAUCUGUAUCUGGCUUUCCUCCUGUUGCAAUUCAUUCUGGCCUUGGGCAAUCGACCCAAAGGUUCAAAGGUUGCAUACAUCAUGUCAUUCGCCCUUUUCGCGCUCAUCCAGCUUUAUGUCAUAGUUUUAUCGAUGUACCUGGUUGUUCGGGCUUUUACAACCAAAGAUGGCACCGACAUUGUUACGAACGAGGGCGCAAAUGAAUUUGUCAAGUCGUUCUUCGCGUCGACUGGACCUGGAAUCGUUAUCAUAGCCCUGGCAGCGACUUUCGGGUUGUAUUUCGUGGCUUCCUUUCUUUACUUGGAUCCGUGGCAUAUGUUUACCUCCUUUGGCCAGUAUCUUCUCCUCAUGCCAUCCUUCAUCAACAUUCUCAUGAUCUAUGCUUUUAGCAAUUGGCAUGAUGUCUCCUGGGGUACGAAGGGUUCGGACAAGGCAGAUGUCUUGCCUUCGGCUCAGUCAAAGAAAGAUGAGAAAGGCAAGAUGGCGGUCAUCGAAGAAGUCGACAAGCCACAAGCCGAUAUUGACAGUCAAUUCGAAGCGACCGUCAGACGCGCUCUGGCUCCUUUCAAGGCUCCCGAGGAGAAAGAGGAGAAAACUCUGGAAGACUCUUACAAGAACUUCCGGACUCGACUUGUCGCAACUUGGAUCUUCUCCAAUGCUCUGCUGGCUGUUGCAAUCACCAGUGACAGCAUUGACAAGUUCGGAUUUACUUCUCAAGCUACCUCUAGAAGUAACCACUUUUUCCAAGCCUUGCUUUGGACAACGGCGGCUUUGUCAUUGGUUCGAUUCAUCGGAUGUUGUUGGUUCUUGGGCAAGACUGGAUUGUUGUGCUGUUUCAACCGAAGAUAGGCAUUCAUCGUCUUGCUGCAUAGCGUGGGGUUGGGGGCUUUGAGUCAGAUUAAUAUGUGGUUUCCGGCAUUUUCACAAACAUGGAUCAAAACAAAUGUGUAGCAUAUGUCGGUGUUGGCAACCCGAAGCUGCCAGGAUCACAAUUCAUGGACCAAUGUAUAUUGGUCAGGUCAUACACUAGAGAUGUCGAGGACGAUGUGGACGACGAGAUGAUUAAUAAGGCAAAAGUGUGUGACGGUGACAUUUCUUGACCUACGGUGCCGGGUAGGUAUCGGAGAAAAGCAGUAGCCUCAGAGCGCCUCAUCUACGCCGAACUGCGUCAUGUGAG